Messenger RNA from Haliaeetus leucocephalus (bald eagle), 597 nucleotides. It is a transcript of the gene ADM2, whose product is annotated as adrenomedullin 2. Bases 1 to 597 code for a protein of 198 amino acids. Gene Ontology annotation, molecular function: hormone activity. The record is from RefSeq and is a predicted model, not a curated record. Gene Ontology annotation, biological process: positive regulation of heart rate; adenylate cyclase-activating G protein-coupled receptor signaling pathway; regulation of systemic arterial blood pressure. The transcript is spliced from 2 exons. NCBI's taxonomy places the organism in Eukaryota, Metazoa, Chordata, Aves, Accipitriformes, Accipitridae. Gene Ontology annotation, cellular component: extracellular region.
AUGAGAGCCCCGGCGCCGGUUGCGCUGGGUUGCAUCAGCUUGGUGCUGUGUCUGCUGGAGCUGCCCGCCUGCCUGCCCCUGCCCGACGGCCGCUCGCCCAAGCGCAGGGAGCCCCCGGACCGGAGACCCUCCCCAGCCUCGCUCCUUGGGGACCACCCGGGACCGCAGCUCCCGGCCCUGCUGCAGCCCGCCAGCAGCCCUCGGCACAGACUGCUCGUCCCACGCCAUGGCCCGAAGCUCGCCCCGCGGCACGGACCCCAGCUCACCCCCCGGCACGGUGCCCGCCCGGUUCCCCCGCACAAACCGCUCAUCCCGCGGCAGAGCCCGAAGCUCGCCCCGCGCCACGGACCCCGGCACGGUGCCCGCCUGGCCCCCCAGCACGUCCGCCGCCUCGUCCUGCGGCGUGGCUCCCGGCACCCGCGGGGCCGCCGGCACGCGUCGGGGCGGCUGCAGCACAUGCAGCUGCUGCGGGUGGGCUGCGUGCUGGGCACCUGCCAGGUGCAGAACCUGAGCCACCGCCUCUGGCAGCUGAUGGGCCAGUCAGGCCGCCAGGACUCGUCCCCCAUGAACCCCAACAGCCCCCAUAGCUACGGGUGA